Messenger RNA from Agrilus planipennis (emerald ash borer), 1333 nucleotides. Its product is annotated as dnaJ homolog subfamily C member 11-like. The record is from RefSeq and is a predicted model, not a curated record. Bases 104 to 1264 code for a protein of 386 amino acids. Gene Ontology annotation, biological process: cristae formation. Lineage: Eukaryota; Metazoa; Arthropoda; Insecta; Coleoptera; Buprestidae. The transcript is spliced from 8 exons.
UUCUAAUAUGCUUGGUCAGUGUUCCCUUGAUAGCAAAAUUACGCCCGCAAUAGGAGCACGAAUAUGGUUUUUCUCCACUAUGUAUUCUCAUUGAAAAGGCAUUAUGGAUUUUGAUAGUGAUGACGAAAGUGCAUUAUUACAAGAUGAUUACUAUGCUUUUUUAAAUAUUUCUAAGGAGGCUACCAAAGAAGAGAUUAACAAUGCUUACAGAAGGCUAAGCCGAAUUUACCAUCCUGAUAAACAUCUUGAUCCUGAAAAGAAGCAGAAAGCUGAAAUACUGUUUAAUAAGACAAAAAAGGCAUAUGAAGUAUUAUCAGAUCCUCAUCAAAGAGCAAUUUAUGAUAAUUUAGGGGUAAAAGGACUAGAGACAGAAGGUUGGGAAAUAGUCCAACGUACUAAAACACCAGCGGAAAUAAGAGCAGAAUAUGAGCAGCUUGCUGAGGAGAGGGCUGAGAGGCGAAAACAGCAGCGUACAAAUCCUCACGGUUCCAUUACCGUGAACAUUAACGCCACAGAUUUAUUCAACCCUUAUAUUAACGAGUAUGGGGUGCAAGAUGAAUAUGAGAUUGAAGAAAAUUCAGUACUUCCAAACAUUGAAGUAUCGGGCAUGAGUUUUAAUCAAUCUGUUGAGUUUCCUUUAACUCAAAAAGAUACUGCGACGUUGUCAGGACAACUUCAAUUAACCAGAGCUAAUCAAGUUUACUCUUUUCCGAUUCAUUUGUGCGAAGAAGUGAUGCCCGCGCCUGUGUUUUAUGGUACCAUAGUGCCUCUUAUAGUGUAUGCAGUAAUAAAAAAAAGUCUAGUCGAACCUUUCUUGAAAGAGCAGGAGGCAAAAAGGGCCGAAACGGAAAAGCAAAAUAAUCGCACCAAAUUACUGGAGAAGCGAAAGGAGGCGCAGGCCGCUGUCGAACUUAUGUCAGCAACAUAUGCUCGGAUAGUAAGAGACGAAGAUGCAAAGAAAGGACUAGUCAUUGAAAAGGCCCUUUAUGGAAAAGCCCUGAGAAGUAACAAUAGGGAUUCAGGUGAUUUUGCAGAAGAAAUUCUGGAUGUAACAAUACCCUUACAAUGUCUGGUUAAGGACAGUAAAUUGGAAUUACAUAAUCAUACUAAGAGUCAGCUUCCCGGAUUCUUUGACCCUGCCUUAGGUGAAAACAAAUAUUUAUACGUGAAAUACAAGUUUCGCGACCAAUUUCACGAAAUAACAAUUAACGAUAACGAACCGUUAAGGAUACCAAAAACAGCUCACCGUACCAGUGUCACGUAGUAGAGACGUUUCGUAGUAGAUUCAUUAGAAUUUUUAGUCUAAUCAUGAUGUAAAGAGAUGUAUAUACAA